ACUGUUUCGAUCAGCUGCUUCCGGUUGGCUCUGCUGUUCGGUUGUUUAAUUGAGCUAGUUUAAGUUAUAUUGAGCAAAUCUUGUUUUCAAUAUAUUAAACAAAUUGCAUAUAAACUGCAGUUGCAACCACAAUACAGCAGCAACGGCAUUUCGUAUAUCAAAAUAGCGCUUCCAUUGAUAACUACUACAACACUAUACAGAGGGCUGGAGGGAAGCACCCUGUGUAUUUCUGAGUGACGCAGUUACACAACGCCAAAGCAAGAGAAAUCCCAAAAUUAUCAGUCUCUGGACGAGUAGGCCUCGGGCGGCACAACUACAAAUAAAGCAUUGCACACAGCACGACCCACUCACGAGAUUGCGAGUGUGAAGGGGGAAGUUCAGUUCACGGACAAGAUUUUCGCUUUCGUUGCGUGACAGCGCCCUCUAGAAUCCUUUUACUUUCGCUCAGUUGCUGUCAAACUGUUGCAGUCAUCAUGGUUCUCACUGCGUCCACUUGUCGCACGGAGACGGUUUUCGACUACAGCUGGAAGCAUGUAGUCUCUGCCUAUUGGAACCGUUACCCCAAUCCUUCCAGUUCUCAUGUGCUUACCGAGGACACAAUUAGGCGCGAGGUGCGCGAUGGUAAAUUGUAUUCGCGUCGGCUGCUCUCCAAAACAAAUCCGGUGCCCAAGUGGGGUGCACGUUUCUACAACAAUGUGCCGGUCAAAAUUGUUGAGGAUUCUGUGUUGGAUCCGGUGAAGAAGACAUUCACCACAUUCACCCGCAAUCUGGGUAUGAAGAAGAUCAUGAAAGUGGACGAAAUUGUUGUUUAUAGCGAGCAGAGAGAUGGUCGCACUUUGGCCGUGCGUCGUGCUUUUAUCAGCUCGCAGGUAUUUGGCUUCUCGCGUGCGAUACGCGCUUUUGGCAUUGAGCGCUUCAAAUUGAACGGCAACAAGGCAUCGAGUGGCUUCAAUUAUGUUCUGCGUCGCAUGUUUCCCCAGCAUCAGCUGCAGGCAGCAGCAUCAACGGUAAAUCCACAACAAAACACAGCGGAUGUGGCCUUGGCAACAACAACCAAUCACAGCAGCAGCAGCAAAUCGGAAUCGCUCAAAAGAACAGCCAAAGUUGGCUACGAGUUCUGCAAAAGUCAUGCGAGCAAAAUUGCCCAAUUAUUUUCAGUGCGUAACUGAGAUUGAAACGUCUCAACUGAAACAGCGGAAUCGGCACAAGAUGACGGAACGAGAGUCGACUAACGCAGCAGCAUAUAUAUAUAUAACACACUUGUAUCUGCAUGCACAAAUGUAUUCCAAACAAUCGCAUACUGAACUAUUUGCUGCAUUUCAUUCCGAGUGUGUGUAAAGGAGAAUGCUGAACACACUCACAAACACUCAUACAUUAAAGCAUCUCCGAUCUUUAUGGGAGUCUUGCUCGCAGGAAAAAAGAGUAAUUUUUUGUUAUUGUAAAAAUGCGGUCUUUUAUGUAAUAUAAUAUUGUACAUACAUACAUAAAAUAAAUGAGUAGGUUAAAAAAUAAAAAAUAAAAAAAUAUUCAACUCCGAAUAC
Messenger RNA from Drosophila grimshawi, 1541 nucleotides. It is a transcript of the gene prel, whose product is annotated as protein preli-like. Bases 474 to 1169 code for a protein of 231 amino acids. Gene Ontology annotation, cellular component: mitochondrial intermembrane space. Lineage: Eukaryota; Metazoa; Arthropoda; Insecta; Diptera; Drosophilidae. The transcript has 4 exons. Gene Ontology annotation, biological process: phospholipid transport. The record is from RefSeq and is a predicted model, not a curated record. Gene Ontology annotation, molecular function: phosphatidic acid transfer activity.